AUGAACUUCUGCCUCCUCCGUUACCUCCGACGGAAAUCCCUUCACCGGCGUUCUUCCCUGGCUUCUAACCCCUUUGAUCUCAGUCUCCCCUCUAUCUCCAUACCUAAAGUUGUAAACUUUUCACACACGGCAACAGCGAUCAGCCAGUACCCGCAAAAAUUCACAUCCUUCCCUCCUGGACUCUCUCUCUCAUCCAUCUCCGAGCGCUGCUCCAGACUUCUAUCGCUAUGUACUGCUUCAAAGUCGUUAGCUCCUGCCAUGGAAGUUCACACCCAUUUGAUCAAAUUCGGCCUCCAUCAAGACGCAAGGCUGAGAAACCUCGUGGUUAACGUCUACUCAAAGUGCAGGUGCUUCGGCUACGCGCGCAAGCUGCUCGACGAAAGUCCUGAACCAGACUUAGUAUCCUGGUCCGCCUUGAUUUCAGGGUAUUCGCAGAAUGGGUUAGGCCGGGAGGCGAUUUCGGCCUUCCGGGAGAUGCAUUCGCUCGGGGUUAAGUGUAACGAGUUCGCUUUCCCCAGUGUGUUCAAGGCUUGUAUUCUCACGAAUGAUUUUAGCCUAGGGAGGCAGGUCCAUGGAACGGUGGUCGUCACAGGGUUCGAGAACGACGAGUUCGUUUUGAACAGCAUGGUCGUUCUGUAUGCAAAAUGUGGGGAGAUUGCCGAAUCGACGAGGAUCUUUGAUGCAAUCCCACGCAGGACUGUUGUCUCUUGGAAUGCUUUGCUCAACUGCUAUGUGCAGCGUGAUUCGUUUGGGGAGGCGGUGGAGUUGUUUCAGGACAUGAUUGUGACCCAAACGCGGCCUAACGAGUUCACAUUGUCGACUAUGAUAAACGCCUGCACUGGCCUGGAGGACGGUAGGAACGGAAGGAAAAUUCACGGGUACUUGAUAAAGCUUGGUUAUGACUUGGAUUUAUUCUCUGCAAAUGCUCUUGUUGACAUGUAUGCAAAACUAGGAUCUUUAAAAGAUUCCUUGAGUGUCUUCAAUGGAACAGCAAAACCUGACAUUGUUUCAUGGAAUGCUGUUAUUGCUGGUUGUGUGCUUCUUGAGUCUCACGAUUGUGCCUUGGAGUUGUUUAGGCAGAUGAACAACGAGUCUGGUAUUUCCCCAAAUACAUUUACCUUGUCUAGCGCUCUCAAAGCUUGCGCUGGAGCUGGAAAUAGAGAACUUGGAAGACAAUUGCAUGCGUAUUUGAUAAGGAGGGAUUUAGGAUCAGAUGCAUUUUUAGGUGUUGGGCUUGUGGAUUUAUAUUCAAAGAGUGGCUACAUGGUUGAUGCAAGGUUAGUUUUUAACUUAAUUCCUGAAAAAGACUUGAUUUCUUGGAAUGCUGUCAUCUCUGGACAUUCACAGAACGGAGAAGAUGUAGAAGCUGUUUCUCUUUUCCCUUUGAUGUACGGGGAAGGAGUAGGAGUCAAUCAGACAACUUUAUCAACUGUUCUCAAAUCCACUGCUAGCUUGCAGGCCAACUGGAUUUGCAGGCAAAUACAUGCACUUUCUCUGAAAUCUGGCUUUGGAUCUGAUAAUUAUAUAGUGAACAGUUUCAUUGAUGCUUAUGGGAAAUGUGGACGGACAGAAGAUGCAUCUAAGGUAUUUAGAGAAAGUCAAACUUCAGAUUUGUUGGCUUUCACUUCUAUGAUAACAGCUUAUUCUCAAGAUGGGCAAGGUGAAGAGGCUCUCAAGCUCUAUUUGGAAAUGCAGAGUCAAGGUAUCAAGCCAGAUGCAUUUGUCUACAGUUCCCUCUUAAACGCUUGUGCAAGUUUGUCUGCAUAUGAACAAGCAAAACAAGUUCACGUCCAAGUGCUGAAGCUAGGUUUUAUAACCGAUAUCUUUGCUGGGAAUUCUCUUGUCAAUAGUUAUGCGAAAUGUGGGAGCAUAGAUGACGCAGAACGUGCUUUUCGUGAAAUACCAGAGAGAAGUAUAAUCUCAUGGUCUGCAAUGAUUGGAGGAAUGGCUCAACAUGGGCAUGGGAGACUUGCCCUCCGACUAUUCGAUCAAAUGCUGAAAGAUGGCAUUGCUCCCAAUCACAUAACUCUUGUAAGUGUUCUUUGUGCUUGCAAUCACGCAGGCUUGGUAUCCGACGCCAAGAGAUAUUUCUCAUCAAUGGAGGAGCUAUUCGGUGUUCGACCCAUGGAAGAGCACUAUGCAUGCAUGAUUGAUAUUCUCGGGCGAGCUGGGAAGCUCGAUGAGGCAAUGGAGCUUGUAGACACAAUGCCUUACGAAGCCAAUGCUGCAGUAUGGGGUGCUCUUCUUGGCGCUGCUAGAAUACACAAGAAUGUUGACCUCGGGAGUAAAGCUGCUGAGAUGCUUAUCAAUCUUGAACCCGAAAAAUCAGGCACCCACAUUCUUCUUGCUAAUAUUUAUGCAUCAGCUGGGAUGUGGGAUGGGGUAGCAAAGGUAAGGAAAGUUAUGAAAGAUAGUAAUGUGAAGAAGGAGCCUGGAAUGAGUUGGAUGGAGAUAAAGGACAAAGUCCACACCUUUAUAGUUGGUGACAGAAGCCAUCCUAGAAGCAAAGAAAUCUAUGCUAAGCUCGAGGAACUCAGUGAGCCUCUGAGAAAAGCAGGCUACGUUCCCAUGGUCGAAACCGAUCUUCACGAUGUCGAAGAAAGGGAAAAGGCGAAGCUGUUGUACCACCACAGCGAGAAACUCGCAGUGGCUUUCGGACUGAUCGCCACCCCUCCUGGAGCUCCCAUUAGGGUGAAGAAAAACUUGCGGAUUUGCUUGGACUGCCAUACUGCAAUCAAGUUGGUCUCGAAGAUCGCUUCGAGGGAAAUCAUCGUCAGGGAUGUCAACAGGUUCCAUCACUUCAAAGAUGGUCUGUGUUCCUGUGGAGAUUACUGGUGA
This is a messenger RNA of Linum tenue, 2838 nucleotides long. The record is from the annotation of a GenBank genome assembly. NCBI's taxonomy places the organism in Eukaryota, Viridiplantae, Streptophyta, Magnoliopsida, Malpighiales, Linaceae.